AUGACCGUCCCAGAUCUAAAUGCGGGUCCCAGUCGCCGGAUAUUCCUCCUCGCUCAGCCCCGGACGACAUCAUACCUCUUAGUCCGAAUGCUGGGGUUAGAGAAACAACCAAAUGUACACUGGGAUGAGGACGAGGUUUGCACAUUCUUCAGGACUAGAAAAUUGAUGACGGCGCUUGGACUCAGCACAAAGCCUGUCACAGAGUGGACCAAGGAUGAAAGAGUCCAUGUCCAAACAAGCUUCCAACAGUGUUUCCACGGCCUUGACCAAUACCUUGCCAAUGGAGAAGCUAAUGGAAAAAUUGUUAUCGCGAAAGAACACUGCAAUUUCCUAUGGAGCCCAUGUACUAGGAUCGGGAUCGAUCACACAUCCUCUGAUGGAUCCUUCAAUAUCACGCUGCCGCCUACGCACGCACCUUCCAACGACGAACCAAUGGGGAACCCUACUGUUCUCCCUACUGAGUAUCUAGGGACAUGGCGGCCGAUAUUUCUGAUCAGACACCCGGCCCUAGCCUUUCCUUCGUAUUGCCGAGGGGUCAUGAGAAUUCAAGAAUCGAACCCCAUACGCUGUGAUCCUGAGUAUUUACUCAAGGACCUACAACUACAGAUGUCCUUCUACUAUACACGCUCUUUGUAUGAUUGGUACAUUAUGUAUUGUGGCCACAAAGGGGACACUGCCAACUCUAUUGCACCUGUGCUGCUGGACGCCGAUGAUAUCAUUAACGAUCCGGAAAUUGUCUGCCGACUUGCUAAGCUACUGGGUCUAGAUGAGUCGAGUGUCCAAUACUCUUGGACUCCGAGGACAGAUAAAGACGCCUUCUAUCUGAAGAAGGCAUUCAUGCAAACACUGAACGCUUCCAGUGGGGUCCAGAAGGAUAAAACAUCUGCGAGUUUGGACAUUGGGGACGAGAUUAGGAAGUGGAAGGUAGAAUUUGGAGAGAGCCUUGGAGAGUUGAUUGAGAACUGUGUGAGUGAAGCGAUGCCGGAUUAUGAGUAUCUCAAGUCCAAACGGCUUCAGUCGGGCUGCGUUCUUUUCUAG
This is a messenger RNA of Aspergillus pseudoviridinutans, 1038 nucleotides long. RefSeq lists its product as uncharacterized. The coding region runs from base 1 to 1038 and encodes 345 amino acids. The transcript has a single exon. The record is from RefSeq and is a predicted model, not a curated record. Lineage: Eukaryota; Fungi; Ascomycota; Eurotiomycetes; Eurotiales; Aspergillaceae.